AUGGCUGCUCCACAAACCCAAUCUGACGAUUCUUUUAACUUCGAAAAUUUCCAGAAAAUCCUCACUCGGCCAUAUGUAAAUUCGAACUUCCUUGCAUCAGCCGAUGCCGAACUUAAUGAGUUCAAUUUGGGACCUUCAUUCAAUAACGCCGAAACUAUCGAACAAGUGGCGAUAGGCCAACUGUUCCCUUGUACUCAAGGCCCUCCAUUCCUGAACUCUUUGCCUCUGAGGUCGAUUCGCGAAAAAGAGGCUCCCAUGGGUUUGCCCGUUGUGGCAGAGUCUUCUCGCCCUGACAAGGGUUUGGCUGCACAGAUGAAAGAGCUUCAAGUAAGGAUGGAUGACUGCAAGGCGAGAAUGACACUGGAGUUGAUCUUAGACAAGCUUCAGAAGAAGGAUAUAUAUGGUGUGUAUGCAGAACCGGUCGAUCCAGAAGAGCUUCCUGAUUAUCAUGAUGUGAUAAAGCAUCCAAUGGAUUUUGCCACCGUGAGGAACAAGCUGGGAAAUGGAGCAUAUGAAACUUUGGAGCAAUUCGAGAGUGACGUUUUUCUGAUUUGCUCAAAUGCCAUGCAAUACAAUGCCCCAGAUACCAUAUACCAUAAACAGGCACGCACUAUCCAAGAGCUAGCGAAAAAGAAAAUUCAAAAGAUAAGGAUAAAUAAUGAAAGCUCAGAGAAGGAGCUCAAGCCGGAACAUGAUAUAAGUACGAGAUCAAGCUCUAUUUUGAAGAAGCAAAUAAAGAGAACAGUGAGCCGGACAGUGCAGGAACCUGUUGGUUCCGAUUUCUCAUCUGGGGCCACUCUUGCAACAGGUGAAGAUGUGCAAAAUGUUUCAAAUGCACUUCAUUUUGGUGGAUCGGAGAGGCCUGGUAGCAUAGAUGGGCUUGUUGAGGGAAAUUCUUCCUUGAAUGACACCAAUUUAGAUAAGGGAGAAGAAUCACUUCUAGGAAGGGGUCCACUAUCUAGAUUUGGUAGGAAAUUGGCCAUACAUGAUGAGAACCGUCGUGCAACAUAUAACAUAUCAUUCGCGCAGCUAGUAGCCAGUUCAGAAUCUAUAUUCUCGACUUUUGAGGGGGAAAUGAAGCAGCUGAUUCCUGUAGGACUUUAUACUGAUUACUCAUAUGCUAGGAGUCUGGCUCGAUUUGCUGCAACUCUUGGGUCCGUUGCAUGGAAUGUUGCUUCACAGAGGAUUGAGAAAGCACUGCCUCAAGGAUUGAAAUUUGGUCGUGGUUGGGUCGGAGAGUACGAGCCUCUUCCAACCCCCGUGUUAAUACUGGAAAAUUGCACCGUGAAGGAACCAACAUUUUUUGCAAAAAUAGAGCAUACUACUGAUCGAAGAAAGGUUGAGAGAAACUUCAAAACCUCAGAUUCU
Molecule: messenger RNA, 1368 nt
Organism: Olea europaea var. sylvestris
Lineage: Eukaryota; Viridiplantae; Streptophyta; Magnoliopsida; Lamiales; Oleaceae
Product: bromodomain-containing protein 9-like
Exons: 10
Molecular function (GO): protein binding
Source: RefSeq, a predicted model, not a curated record